GUGCCGGGUUAUGGCGGGCAGGUGCGGGCGGCGAGCGGCGAUCGGGGCCGCGUUCCUGGGGUUGGGAACCGCGUUCUUGGCCCUGAUCUCCGCCGUCCUGCUCCGUGCUUACCUCCCGCGCUCCCCGGCCAUCCCCCGCCUAUGGGCUCGGCGCGGAGGCACCGCCGGCUUCAGCGCCGGCGAGAGGCUGGAGCUGAAGGAAGCGCUGCGAGGUGCUAUUAAAAUCCCAACUGUUUCUGUAUCUCCAGAGGACUUGAAUACAACUGCCAUGGCAGAAUUUGGGAAUUACAUUCAGGAAGUCUUCCCGGCUGUAUUUUCUUCAAAGUUCAUUCAACAUGAAAUUGUUGGGAAAUACAGCCACCUCUUUACUGUUCAGGGCUCUAACCCUGAAAUGCUGCCCUAUAUGCUGCUUGCACACAUGGAUGUUGUGCCUGCUCCCCCAGAGGGUUGGGAUUUUCCUCCUUUCUCAGCUGCAGAGCACGAAGGUUUCAUCUAUGGACGAGGAACGCUGGAUAACAAAAACUCUGCCAUAGGUAUUUUGCAAGCACUAGAAUUUCUGCUGAGAAGAAAUUACAGACCCAGCAGAUCUUUCUAUAUUGGCAUUGGACACGAUGAAGAGGUGUCUGGCUGGAAGGGAGGGCUGCAGAUUGCAGCUCUGUUGGAAAGCAGAGGAGUGAAACUUUCCUUCUUACUCGACGAGGGAAGUGCAGUGCUGGAUGGCAUCAUUGCAGGAGUGAAGAAGCCAGUAGCUGUAAUUGCUAUCACAGAAAAGGGUUCCAUAACACUGAAUUUCACUGUGGAAAAAGAUCCAGGACACUCAUCCUUUCCUCCUAAGGAGACAAGUAUUGGAAUCCUUGCAGCAGCCAUGUCCAGACUGGAGCAGAAUCCCUUGCGCAAUCUCUUUGGCUAUGGACCAGAACUCAUGACUCUGGAGCACCUUGCAUCAGAGUUCAGCUUUCCUCUCAAUCUCAUCAUGAGCAAUCUCUGGCUGUUUUCACCUAUAAUCAGCAGAGUUCUUUCCUGGAAACCUUCCACCAAUGCCUUGAUUCGAACUACUACAGCAGUCACAAUCUUUAAUGCAGGAGUCAAGACAAAUGUCAUCCCAGCUUCUGCAAAAGCAACUGUGAACUUUCGGAUCCACUCUGCUGAGAAGGCAGCUGAGGUGCUGGAGGUAGUUAGAAACAUCAUUGCUGAUGACAGAGUGAAGAUUGAUGUAGUAGAUGCUUUUGACCCACUGCCCAUCAGUCCCUGGGAUGCCCAGACCUUUGGAGUCCAUAUUUUUCAAAGAACCAUCCUGGAUACUUUCCCAGAUGUUGACAGUGUAGUCCCAGGCACCUGUAUUGGGAACACAGACAGCAGGCACUUCACUAACAUCACAAAUACCAUUUACAGAUUCAAUCCAGUGCUCCUGAAACCUGAUGAUCUUCCCAGGAUCCAUGGCUUGAAUGAGAGAAUCUCAGUUGAGAAUUAUGAGAAGCAGGUUGAGUUCCUCUUUCAGCUGAUUAAAAACUGUGACACUGAGAGGCUGCCUGAGCCCCACAGGAACUCCCACGAGCUGUGAGAAACCCCCCUGAGAAGAGCAGCUCCUCAGGUGGACUCUGGGGUGGCAGGGCUGUGAGGUGCAGUUGUGUGUCCCAUAUUGAGCUGUGUCUGGAAAUUGGGGUUUUGCUUAUUCUGGUUUGCACACAGAUGGAAAAACUGCUGGUUGCUGCAUGAGGCAAGUGUGUGGUUUGCCAGAAAGUGAUAAGAACCUGGACAAAACACAACAAAUCUCCUUGAUUUCUGUUCUUUCCUGGUUUGACAUGCAGCCCUUAAUCUGAGGGUAUUAAUUUUUUCAGCACUUAUCUUUAAGCCUCAGGAAUUGGUAGUCACUUAAAAAUCUAAGCUAUAAUCAGUAAUCAUCAGUAAAAGAGGUGAAUCUUCCCAGGAGUGCUUUUCACAAUCUCAGUUUAUCCACUUAAUUGAUUUCUCCCAACUGAUGUCUCUGCCAAAAGCUCACAGAAGGGUUUGUGGCAUGGCACAGGGUUUGUUCACUAGGAGUUGCCCUCAGUUUCUUGCACUGCUGCUUGGGGGGGGGCUUUUUCCCCAGGGGGUGCCCUCAGCCCACACCAAUGGUGCUCUCCACCAGUCCCACUCUCCAGUGGACACUGUGAAGUUCUCCCAUGCACUGAUCUCUGUUUAAAAACACAGAACUCCUGAAGUUCUAGGUAGGCUGUUUUCACUGGUGUCACCCUGAUCUCAGAAAUGCUGAAAGCUUUUCUUCCUCUCUUUUUGGUUCUUUCACACUCUCUAGUAAGGCCAUUGAAACUUUCAAUAAGAACCUAAUCAGUAUUGCCUGCUGAUUUAUAUUCUCUUUUCCCUAAAUCAGUUUCUGUAGCAUAUUAUUUUCUCUUCUUCCUCUGAGAACUUGAUUGUGAGAGAUGCUGAAGCCCUUCAGCCUCUCCCAGUUCAGUGGGAGCAGAGCCCAUGUCCCUCCCCUGCCUGCAGGAGCAAUUCCCCCUCUCAGAGUGUUUGCUGCCUCAGCUCCUUGGGAAUUCUGUUGUGCACAGGUAGUGACUGUUUCACCUUGCAGUUCUUGCACUAGCACACCUACCUUUGUCACUAGAGGGCUCAGUAUUCUUUUGGCUUUUUUACCAGGGCUUGUAAUUAGUAAUUAGGGACAAAGAGAGUGAAGAACCCAAUGUUACCCCAAGUACAGAGGGGUGGGAGCUGCUUUGUACUGACAUGCAGGCUCUGCUGCUGCUCCUCCUGUUGCAGAGAUGUGUGUCUCCUUUCAGAGUCUGAAUUAUGCACCGGAAUGGAUAGUUCUGCUCUAAAUUAAUGGUGUAAAAUGUCCUGAAAUGCACAGGAAAUAAGCUAAAAUGGAUCCUGGAAAACAGCAAUGGAACUGUGAUUUCUUUUCUUCCCAUUCUCUACUUAUUUACAGUUUGGUCUUAUCAGUGUGGCCCAUGGGCUAAAACUGUAUCAGCCUACUAAAUAACUGAAACCUGAUUGUCAUUUUCAUCUAAUAAAGCAAGGAAUGCAGAUUCUUUUCUGAUUAUUA
Messenger RNA from Calypte anna (Anna's hummingbird), 3043 nucleotides. RefSeq names its product peptidase M20 domain containing 1 (gene PM20D1). The coding region runs from base 11 to 1561 and encodes 516 amino acids. NCBI's taxonomy places the organism in Eukaryota, Metazoa, Chordata, Aves, Apodiformes, Trochilidae. The record is from RefSeq and is a predicted model, not a curated record. Gene Ontology annotation, molecular function: hydrolase activity, acting on carbon-nitrogen (but not peptide) bonds, in linear amides. The transcript is spliced from 13 exons. Gene Ontology annotation, biological process: amino acid metabolic process.